Pecten maximus is the source of this 4065-nucleotide messenger RNA. RefSeq names its product FYN-binding protein 1-like. Bases 473 to 2593 code for a protein of 706 amino acids. The record is from RefSeq and is a predicted model, not a curated record. Lineage: Eukaryota; Metazoa; Mollusca; Bivalvia; Pectinida; Pectinidae. The transcript is spliced from 14 exons.
AGUUUGAUCUUAUUGAAGGAGAGGAAAAGCCACGGGGAACAAGUGUGUAGUUUUGCGCUCACGUACGGGGCACAUUCUUGUGGCAUUUUCUCGACACUUAUACUGUAGACGGGCACUGCAGGAGCAUUGACGGAUUAACUGGGGGGAUUCAGACUAGAAUCCUGCUCCCCAUCUCCAGCCAUGGAACAGACAUUCCCGGAAGUUUGCCACAGGUCGAAGGUUACCUUAAUAUCAGUUUUAGAUAUGAUACUGUAAUUGAAACACGCGUAGUGUAUUUACACUUGGUGUCUUGUUUUAUCACUGAUUGGCUCAGCGUAAUGAUGUGUGCAGCUUUCACCAACAACUUCUGUCAAGUUGUUUAAGUCGGGGAGGUGUGCAGCUUCACCACCAACUUCUGUCAAGUUGUCGAAGUCGGGGAUCUGUCAAGUUGUCUAAGUCUGGGAGCGUGUGCAGUUUUAAUACUUUCGUAAGGAUGGAGCGGAGAAGAUACUGGAGAAACAGAGAUGACAUCUAUGAUGAUGGCAGCAACAUCAGAAAUGCCACAGCUGUCAGUCGUAUGAGGUCACUGUUUGAGGCUCCAGCAGCUGACACCAGACCAUUAAAAACAGUACCUAAACAAAUCAUGCGACCCAUCCCAGGGGCUGUGAAUCGUGUGCCAUCACCCUUAGUCCCAAAGGAAGAUAAAGCUGAGGAUGCUGGGAAAACAGCUAAUGGGAUGGCAGACGAAAGUGAAAAACCAACAGACAAAACAUCCGAGCUUUCGACUUGGAAGAACAGAGUGGAAAUGUUUAACAAACAGCAGGUUCCAAGUGUACCUGUUAAGCCAGUAAAGACUGUACCAGAAAAAUCAAGUCCAGAUGAAAAAAAGGAUGAAAAUUCAAACACUGUGUCCAACAAUUCAGGAAAAAGGUCAAGUAAAUUGAACAUUCCAGCAGCAUUCUCUGGAGCCAAUAGCACACCACCGCCUGUAACACCCAAAAAACCUCUGGUCUUCACUAAACCUGCUGAGAAAAGUGAAACAAAACCUGGAGACCAGUCAUCUCCAGUAAAACCUAAACCUAUUGUACCAAGCAGGGGGAAAAAUCCUGCAGUGGGAUCAUCUAAUAUACACGAGGAACUACAAAGAAAAUUCAGUGGAAAGGAAGAUGAUAUUAAACCAAAUAAGACAGUUAUUGGACAAAAAGACCCAGUGAGACCUGGAAAACUAAACAUGGCCAGUGUAUUAGCAUUACAGGAAAAAAUCAGUGGGUCAGGUACCAGUGAAGAAUCUAAUGAUAAGGUUCAAAUGAGGAGAAAGUCUGGGUCCAAAUUUCCAAACCGGAGGUCAGUAAAACGAAAGUCUUUGACUAGAACUAAUGAUGGUUCUAAAUUUUAUCUUGUUGAAGUGUCGAUAGAUGAUAAUACAGAAAAGAACAAUGACAAGGAACCAGAUAUUCCUCCCCCUCUGGUGUACUCCGACCUCCAGAGGUUACAGGAGAUUAUACAGGAAUACAAGUCUGCACUCAGGGAAUUAGAGGGCUAUCCUACAGAUGAUAAUGGGAUAAUUGAAGAGAUUGAGGAUGUAUAUGAAGCCAUUCCAGCUGACAUGGAUGAACCACCUUCUCUGCCAAGUCAUAAAAAAUUGUCCAGGGCAGUCUCCUUGAUUAAGCCGAUGUCUGAGAAUGACGAGUAUGAUAGUGAUGAACAGGACACCUAUGACGACACAGUUAAUUACAUUCACAAAGACCUCUCCUCCAAUUCACUCCCUGCUCCACCUGACUUAGACCUUCCGGCUCCCCCUGAUGAACUUCUGAGACCCCCUGUACCUGAAGGGCCCAUUCCAUCUCGUAGAAAGCCCUCCUUUCCUGUGCCACCUGAGAGGCCUGCUGACACCACAACGCCACUUGUUCCUCAGGCAGAUGACUGGCCGGAUGAUGUGUACGAUGACUGUUCUACCGAACAAAGUCAGGAUCAAAGUACUGCUGAAGCCGAGCUGGAACAGGAUGAUGUAUAUGAAGCCAUACCUGGAGAAGGAGAAAAUCCUCCACCUCCUCCAACACCUGAAAGGCAAGAGGAAAAAAAGGAAGAGAAAAAGGAUGAGAAGCUUUCGGCAAAGGAGAAAAAGAAAAGGGAUAAGGAAGAAGCAGAGAAAAUGAAAGUUGAAAAGAGGAAACAAGAAGCAGAGAAGAAAAGACAGGAAAAAGAAUUAAAGGAAAUUAAGAAGAACUUCAAGAUUGAUGCCUCUCUAUUAGACAAGUCUCAGGGGGAGGGGAUGCUGAAGGAAGAUGCUGUACCCUCGGGAGGUAAAACUGCAAAGUUGGAAUUAACAGCCAAGAAGGGGGCAUUCCUCAAAGUGAUCCGUUUAGUGGACAACCCCCCUGGAAAGUGGCUCGUCCGACUGACAGAGGAUGAGAAGUCUGACAAGCCUGUCUACCUGCCACAAAUAGUGGGCUACGUGGAUGCCAACAUAGUUGAGGUAGACAAUCAGCUGAUUCGCAAUGUCAUGACGGGAUCCUUAGUUAAUACAUUAAACAACGUCGGUGAUGGAGAAGAAUACCAGGAUGUAGAAUGUGGAGGACCUCCUGUUGAGGACGAAUUGUAUGAAGCUAUGUAACAUUCCAAGUCUCCUUUCACCAUUAAUGAAUCCACAAUCUAAUUUUGACCAUAUUGGACCUGACGUUGACCUGAAAUACCAGAUCUUGAUGCCAGGGCAAAGCCAGAUCUGAAGUGCCUGACCUUGAUAUCAAAUGUUUGACCUUGCCUAGAAGUGCCUGACCUUGAUAUCAAAUGUUUGACCUUGCCUAGAGGUGCCUGAACUUGAUAUCAAAUGUUUGACCUUGACUGGAAGUGCCUGACCUUGAUAUCAAAUGUUUGAUCUUGCCUAGAAGUGCCUGACCUUGAUAUCAAAUGUUUGAUCUUGCCUAGAAGUGCCUGACCUUGAUAUCAAAUGUUGGACCUUGAUACCAAAUGUUUAACCUUGACUGGAAGUGCCUAUAGUGAAAAGAAGUUCCUAACCAUAACUGGAAUUACUCAAACUUUUUUUCAUAGUGCUUUUAUAACUUUGAUAUGAUCAAAUGCUUAUCUUUGCCCUCAGUGUACAUGAGCUUAAACCAGCUGUUUGAGAUUUUCAUAAAGGACACGUGUCUCACACAUCAUUUACCUAUCACAGACGUAUAUAUAGUUAUCCUGUUUACAUUUCCUGUGUAUUGCCCACUCUGUUAGAAUGGCCACACAAGUCGAAAUAAUAGUUUUAUGAAUUAAUGCUUGCAGAUAGCCCGCUCCAUUGCACUUCCUGUGAGUUAUCUCCGUGUAGAAUACAAGUUCUCAUCUGGGGAAUCCCUUAAGCUUGCUGUAUGUGUUUUAGCUCUCACGGUUCACCUACAUUGCCUUUACCAUGGCAACAGUGUUAAUCAACAUAUUUCUAUAUACUUGUGAGUUGUUUUUUACUUGAUAUUUCCAUUUACAGGAAAAUAUACCAUUAUAUAUUUUUACAUGAACAGCAAUAUCAACAUCUGAUAGAACACCAAGGAAACACAAAAAUUUAACUUAGAUUUAGUAUUGUAUAGUCCACAGUUUUUAUGUUUUUUUUGAAAACAUUUUGUCAGAUAGUCACUUCAUUAGAAACAUGGCAGAAGGCAAUAUUUAAUAUUUCAAAAUAUAGAGCGCACGGGCAAUACACAGGAAUUAAGGUAUGUUACUCGCCUAGAGUUUAGGUAAAUGAUUGAGUUGUUACUGACCUGGAAGUUACCAGAAAAGUAGCUUUGUAUUGACUAAUAUGAUAUAAUAGAUACAGGCAUGGCUGUGUUAGUGUUUACUGUUAUAAUGUAGCUAGAUCAUAAUGUUUGUAGUAAUGAAGUAUGUACGCUUUUUACCAAUUCUUGUUAGUUUAGCUCACUUCAUUGUUAUUUUAUCCACCAUUUUGCCAUGGUUUAAAUUUUGUAUUUGAUAUCUACCACAGGGACUUGACAAAAUUCCUAACAUAUGGUCAACAUAAAUAAUAUGUACUAUAUAUAUGGACCAUGGAUUUGUGCCAAGUCCCUGUGAUAUACACAAUGUAAUACUUUUAUAAAAUACACAUUCCACUGA